This is a messenger RNA of Momordica charantia (bitter melon), 1787 nucleotides long. RefSeq names its product endoplasmic reticulum oxidoreductin-2. NCBI's taxonomy places the organism in Eukaryota, Viridiplantae, Streptophyta, Magnoliopsida, Cucurbitales, Cucurbitaceae. Gene Ontology annotation, cellular component: endoplasmic reticulum; endoplasmic reticulum membrane. The record is from RefSeq and is a predicted model, not a curated record. Gene Ontology annotation, biological process: protein folding in endoplasmic reticulum. Gene Ontology annotation, molecular function: thiol oxidase activity; protein-disulfide reductase activity; FAD binding.
GAUUGAAAAGCCUUCGGGUUGUGCUAGAAUUGGACAAUUCUGAACGUUGAAUUGGAAAUUCGGAAGACAUAAAAACCAUUAACGCAGCGCCCGCCCAUCGAAUUCUGCACGCGUUUCUCACUCGUCAAAAACGGAGUCUCUCUCUGUGUCUGAAUUUCUUGGCCACCGGGCGGAGGAUUUGUCCUUGACCCAUCUCCAUUUCUCCUCAAAUUCUUUGCGUAACGCCGGAGAGAUCCAUUUUUUUUAACAUUUUCCCUCGAUUUUCCGGCCGCCGGACACGGGAUCCCGUCCAAGACAAUCGCCGGAAGUGAUGGUUGGGGUAAAGGGUCUGAGAUACAGAUGGGGUUUGAUGGUGGGGGCWCUCGUCGCCAUUUUUGUUGCUGUAGCUAUGACUUCCAGAACCGCCCCCAUGAUUUCGCUCUUUGGCCUCACCAAUAAGCCCUGCCAUUGUGCCCAUGAUGCCAUCAAGUACAGCGGUAUUGUGGAGGAUUGUUGUUGUGAUUAUGAAACUGUAGAUCGAUUAAAUGAGGAAGUGAUGCAUCCGGCCCUUCAGGAGCUUGUUAAAACUCCAUUCUUUCGCUAUUUCAAGGUUAAGUUGUGGUGUGAUUGUCCCUUCUGGCCUGAUGACGGUAUGUGCCGAUUGCGAGAUUGUAGUGUUUGUGAAUGCCCAGAUAACGAGUUCCCUGAGUUAUUUAAGAAGCCUCCUAUCCUUUCAUCCGAGGCCUUUGUUUGUCAAGAGGGAAAGCCCCAGGCCACUGUGGAUCGUACUUUAGAUCGUAAAGCUUUCAAAGGUUGGACUGAAAUAGACAACCCCUGGACCAAUGAGGAUGAGACAGAUAAUGCUGAGAUGACAUACGUAAACCUUCAAUUGAACCCUGAACGCUACACUGGAUACACUGGUCCAUCUGCUCGAAGGAUUUGGGAUGCUAUCUAUUCAGAGAACUGCCCAAAAUAUCCAUCAGAGGAGUUAUGCCAAGAGGAAAGAAUAUUGUACAAAAUGAUAUCUGGUCUACAUUCCUCUAUUUCAGUCCAUAUAGCUGCCGAUUAUCUAAUUGACGAGGCCAAAAAUUUGUGGGGUCAAAAUCUUACUUUACUGUACGAUCGUGUCCUAAGAUAUCCAGAUCGUGUCAGAAACUUGUACUUCACGUACCUCUUUGUUCUCCGAGCUGUUACGAAAGCCACGGAGUACUUGGAGCAUGCCGAGUAUGAUACCGGUAAUUUGAACGAAGACCUGAAGACACAAUCCUUGAUGAAACAGCUGCUUUUCAAUUCUAAAUUACGAGCUGCUUGCCCCCUUCCAUUUGAUGAAGCCAAGUUAUGGAAAGGUCAAAAAGGACCAGAAGUGAAGCAGCAAAUACAAAAUCAAUUCAGAAACAUCAGUGCACUGAUGGAUUGCGUCGGAUGCGAGAAAUGUCGACUUUGGGGAAAGCUUCAGGUUCUUGGUCUUGGUACUGCAUUGAAGAUCCUCUUUUCUGGUGAUGGUCAGGAACACUUGGAUCUGGAUUUGCAAAGGAAUGAAGUAAUUGCCCUCGUGAACCUACUCAAUCGGCUAUCGGAAUCUGUCAAAUUUGUUCAUGAAGUCGGUCCAUCAGUUGAAACCACAAUGGAACAACAAAAUGAUGCUCCCACCACAGAAAGUUGCCCAUUUCAUAGAAUGUGGGCAUCCAUAUUUAGUAACUAGCCUAAACUUAUAAGUUAAAAUCUUUGUAACCGAGGAAAAUGUUACAUUUUUCACCUCCUAGCAAAAAUAUGUAUCUCACAGCCACGAAUAACUUAGUCGGGGGGGG